CGCAUUUUCCGCGCGUUUUUCCUUACGUGUGAUAUGCUAAAAGCGUGCCCCAUGAUAUUUAUUAGGGUGGUUGCUAUUCGUUGUUAUUUUUUUUUGUUUCGUGUGUGUGACGACAAGAAUAUUAUCAAAUGACUAAGAUAGUGAACUAUAUGUAUUUAUUGUAUAUAAUGUAGGUUUGUGGGUGAAAAAAUAUAAAAUUCUGGAAAACUCCGAUAAUUUCAGCAAAUAUCAAAUAAAUAAUGUGCUAACACCGUGUUUUUUAUCAACGAUAAACUCAAGAAUAGUAAACGAAUGGCAGGGACAUGAUGAUUGUGUAAUUUAUAAUAAUGUUUUUAGUUGUAAAAAAAAAGUUAUUUAAAUAUUUGUGAUUUUUUCUCCAACUUCUCUCUGUGAUUGAAUUGCUAAAAGUGCCUGGCAUAGUGCUGCAAUGUAAUAAUUAAAAGUGAUUGAGAAAAUAUGACAGAAUGUGAUAAUUUUCCUACAAUUUGCAAAUUUCCAUGUGACUCGUUGGCUGAAAGAAGAAAUCCAGAAAAGAGUGAGAUUUGUGGGAAAAUUGGUGUGUUGAGUGUGUGAAAAAAAAAACAGAGAACAGAAUCAUAAAAGAAAGAGAGAAAAGUUCAAUGGAAUGGUCGUGGUUGAAAGAUUGGUGGAGAUUGAAGAAACUCCGACGCCGGCAAAAAUGCCACGAUGGAUAUGAGCACAGUAAUGAUAAUGAUGACGAUGAAGAAAACUACAAUGAAUACUGCUACUGUGACGAAUGCAUGAAUGGAGAUAUUGAUCUGUGUGAUCCAACUGAGAUCGAUUCCGAUGGCAGUGUUUCAUCGUGUUCGGGAAAGCAGGUUGUCGUGGGUGUAUGUGCCAUGGCAAAGAAGUCUCAAUCAAAACCAAUGAAGGAGAUCUUAACGCGACUUCAGGAGUUUGAGUACAUAAAGAUCGUUGUUUUCCCGGAAGAAGUGAUCCUUAAGGAUCCCGUUGAAAAAUGGCCCAUCUGUGAUUGUCUCAUAUCCUUCCACUCAAAGGGUUUUCCCCUUGAGAAGGCUGUCAACUAUUCCCAACUUAGGAAACCCUAUGUGAUCAACAAUCUCCACACGCAGUAUGAUAUUCAGGAUCGGCGAAAGGUUUAUUCAAUUUUGGAAAGUGAAGGAAUUGAAAUUCCACGUUAUGCUGUUCUCGAUCGCGAUUCGCCUGAUCCUAAACAUCACGAGCUUCUUGAGAGCGAAGAUCACGUUGAAGUUAAUGGGGUGACAUUCAAUAAGCCCUUUGUGGAGAAGCCGGUCUCAGCGGAAGAUCACAAUAUCUACAUUUACUACCCAACUUCGGCGGGUGGGGGUAGUCAGCGACUUUUUCGCAAAAUUGGCAGCCGUAGUAGUGUGUAUUCCCCGGAAUCACGCGUAAGGAAGACUGGAUCCUUUAUUUAUGAGGAUUUUAUGCCAACGGAUGGGACAGAUGUGAAAGUUUACACAGUAGGACCGGACUAUGCGCAUGCUGAGGCGAGAAAGAGCCCAGCACUCGAUGGAAAGGUUGAGCGUGAUCGUGAGGGGAAAGAAAUUCGAUAUCCUGUGAUAUUAAGCAAUGCGGAAAAGCUGAUUUCACGCAAAGUUUGUCUUGCUUUCAAGCAAACUGUCUGUGGUUUCGAUUUACUGAGGGCCAAUGGGAAGUCGUAUGUUUGCGAUGUGAAUGGUUUUAGUUUUGUGAAGAAUUCAAAUAAGUAUUACGAUGAUUGUGCUAAAAUACUUGGGAAUAUGAUCCUGCGGGAACUCACGCCAACACUCCAUAUCCCAUGGUCUGUGCCAUUUCAACUUGAUGAUCCACCAAUUGUGCCCACAACUUUUGGUAAAAUGAUGGAAUUGCGAUGCGUUGUGGCUGUGAUAAGGCACGGUGAUAGGACACCAAAGCAGAAGAUGAAGGUUGAAGUGCGGCAUCCAAAAUUCUUUGAAAUUUUCGAAAAAUACGAUGGCUACAAGCAUGGUCAUGUAAAAUUGAAACGUCCAAAGCAACUACAGGAGAUUUUGGACAUUGCACGGUAUCUCCUUGCGGAGAUUCAGACAAAGGCAGCCGAUGCUGAGGUUGAGGAGAAGCAGGGAAAGUUGGAGCAGCUAAAGUCCGUCCUGGAGAUGUAUGGGCAUUUUUCGGGUAUUAAUCGGAAGGUGCAGAUGAAGUAUCAGCCAAAGGGGCGUCCACGUGGUUCGAGUUCGGAUGAUGGUAUGUCACUAGCAGAUGCGCCAAAGGAACCAUCCCUUGUACUCAUACUCAAAUGGGGUGGUGAACUUACGCCAGCCGGACGUGUUCAGGCUGAGGAGCUUGGGAGAAUUUUUCGUUGUAUGUACCCCGGGGGACAGGGAAGGCAUGACUAUUCGGGAACACAGGGACUGGGAUUGCUAAGCAUUUCCAGAUUGCAUUCCACCUUCCGGCAUGAUCUCAAAAUCUAUGCAAGUGACGAGGGGAGGGUACAAAUGACAGCGGCGGCUUUUGCAAAGGGGCUCCUCGCACUUGAGGGUGAACUAACGCCCAUUCUCGUACAAAUGGUGAAGAGUGCAAAUACAAAUGGUCUCCUGGACAAUGACUGUGAUUCGAGCAAGUAUCAAAACAUGGCAAAAAAUCGUCUUCAUGAACUAAUGCAAAUAGAUCGGGACUUUUCACAAGCUGAUCGUGAAGCAAUUAAUCCGGGAAAUAGUCAAAGUAUCAAUCAAGCUUUGGAUUUUGUGAAGAAUCCCGUUCAAUGCUGCCUGCGCGUUUGUGCACUCAUUCAAUCACUAAUGGCGGUUAUUGCGGUGAAAAGGGAUGACCCAAAGACACGCGAUGCAAUCCUCUAUCAUGGGGAAACGUGGGAGUUAAUGGGACGUCGCUGGGGGAAGAUUGAGAAGGAUUUCUCCACGAAGAAUAAGACAUUUGAUAUAUCGAAAAUUCCCGAUAUUUAUGAUUGUAUCAAGUAUGAUUUGCAACAUAAUCAGCAUACGUUGCAAUUUGAGCAAGCUGAAGAAUUGUACAUUAAUGCAAAGUACCUGGCGGACAUUGUAAUACCGCAGGAGUAUGGGUUGACGGUGCAGGAGAAGAUUGCCAUUGGGCAGGGGAUUUGUACGCCGCUGCUGAAGAAGAUCAAGUCGGAUUUGCAGAGAAAUAUCGAGGAGGCGGGUGAUGAGAGUGUCAAUCGGCUCAAUCCCCGCUACAGUCACGGUGUCUCAAGCCCAGGAAGGCACGUCCGGACGCGACUGUACUUCACUAGUGAGAGUCACGUACACUCCCUCCUCACAGUUCUCCGCUAUGGCGGAUUGAUCAAUACAAUGACUGAUGAACAAUGGCGUAGGGCCAUGGAAUAUGUCUCAAUGGUCUCAGAAUUGAACUAUAUGUCACAGAUUGUGAUUAUGCUGUAUGAGGAUCCCACGAAGGAUCCCUGCUCGGAGGAGAGAUUCCAUGUUGAGCUUCACUUUUCACCGGGUGUCAAUUGCUGUGUUCAGAAGAAUUUACCCCCUGGUCCUGGCUUCCGGCCACAUAGUCGCAAUGAUUCAGUCACCUCGAAGAGCACCAGUGGGGAGGAAGAUUCAGCAACGACACGAAUUGACGAGGAAGAUGCUCAAAAUGAGGAAGAAAAUACACAAAGCACGCCACAGAAUUCUGAUGCAGCUGAUUUGAGUGCAAGGGGAUCAAAAGGUGAGAAUUCACCGUCUGAAAUUGCUCCGCUUCAUCAAUUUACAUCACCAAAGAUUAAAUCAUCAGAACCAAUUCCCAUUGGAUCGUGCCAUACGGUUUCCGGGCACGAGGCAAUGGAUUUGGCAAAGAGAUUGAGUAAGGAAUUGGCAACGCAGCAGCAAAUGCAGAGUGGAUCAUUGGGUGCAACGAGAUCAAUGAGCCCGGAUACGGAACCACGAUCGCGAUCGUACGAAACGACACAAUCAAAGCCGAAAGCUGAUCACUAUCCGCGAUACCAAAGUCUCCAAGCGGUCAAUGACGAAGAAGACAAGCUAGAUGAAAUGCCCGGUGCUUUGCCUCCUUUGCAUGGUAGAGAGAAGAAAAAGAAGGCAUCAGUAUCAACACCACUGUAUGAUAUUAAUUCGGCAACGAAUGAGCUGCCACUAUCGGCAAUAAGUUUCAAAUCGAACCCCACUAGUCCGGAAGUUGGGGAAUCUGUUGAGGAUGAACCACCUCUAUACAGUCUACGUCCACUAAGUGGUAGCCGAAUAUCGUUAAUGGCGACAAAUGAGCGCCCAUUGUCGUGUAUGUGCCUCCAUAGACUGUCGGGGAGGGAUGUGGAGACUCCAGAUGCUGCCGAGGGUAUCACAAUCCUUCGGCGGAGUACGCUCCACAAUCCCGUGACGUCAAUGGUGGAGCUGGAUGUGGGGAGAGACGGAUUGGGGGGAGCAUUAGUGGUGAAUGAUACUGAUGGCAAUGGGGGUGAGGAGGAGAAGAGACGUGCAAAUUCAGCACCAGCUCGUCUAUGCCCAUGCAUGCGUGAUGCAGCAAUUAGCAGUGCCGUAGUUAAUGAUGACAAUAAUUUAUUGCCACGCAUUUUGAUUGAUUCACCACGCGAUCCACCAACAACACAACACAGCACAGCUGAAAAUCUUUAUCAUGAAUUACAUAUGACCAAUAAUGGCAAUAAUAAUAAUCAUAAUAAUAAUAAUAACAUUAAUAAUAAUAAUAAUCAAAUACCGAGUCAUCUAAUAAAAUCCAUCUCAGAUGGUCUCAUUAAUACCACAUUAAUGGCAUACGAAGAUAGCGCGGUGGUUGAUGAUGCAACACAGCAUACACAGUGUGUUGAUGUGAUGCGAAAGAGGUGCAAUGAUACUAAUGCAAAAUCCCAUCAUGGUGUCAUAACAAAUGUGUCCACCUCUCUUUCAACCACACCAACAUUUAAUCAUAAUCAUGCAUCAACAAAAACCCAACAACACAAUUCAGAUAUCACGGCAACAACGACAGCCGCCUCAUCCGUACAAACGUCAUCAACGAAUACAGUGAGGCGUCAACGACACAGCAUCGCCGGCCAGAUGAGCUAUUUCAAAAUGUUGGGUUUUGGCGGAUUUAGCAAGAAAAUGGCCAGCACCAAUAGUCUAUUUAGUACGGCAGUUAUCAGUGGGAGCUCAUCGGCGCCCAAUUUGAGGGAUAUGAUACCCAGUACAGCAUCGCCAUCAGUACUUGAAGGGAUUGGAGGUGUUCCGUCCAUCAGACCCCUCGAGACGCUCCACAAUGCGCUAUCGCUGAAGCAAUUGGAUUCCUUCCUUGAGACCAUGACGGUGGCCCCGAUGUUCAAGACUCCGGCAUCGUCACCGCCCAAGUAUCCGUCGACACCACUUCCGACGCCCGUGCAGACGCCACAAAAUUCAAUUCCGGAGAAGUUUAUAAGUUCUUUUGCACGCGAUGGCAUUGCAGACUGGAGUGGACAGUCGAGUAUGACGAGUAGCCUGAGCGCUAUGUCAAGUGGAGGUCCACCGAGUCCAAAUAUAUCCGAGAAUACCUUCUCAAGAGGAUACUCAAGUACGGAUAUGUCGGCAAGCAUAAAUAGCACAGAUGAACUUGCCAUUCUGGGUGCAACUGCGGAGCUUUGUCAAAUGUUCCCAACAUUGGAUGCUGAUCUCUGUGCUGUAAGUCAUCAAUUGACACUGGAAAGUCUCCCAUUGAGCUGUACAGACAUCAGUCAGGGUGCCAGUGGGGAGCUUACGCCCAUAAGUACGGGAUCUGAUUUUGAUUUUAACACAAAUGACGCAACAAAAGGAUCAUCAACUGAUGAAAUAGGCAUUGAGGAUUCAGAUGAGGAAACAACGGUAUCUGCAACGGCGGAACUUUCCUUUCCCACGGAGGGAUUCCUCUCAAUGGACAAUUUGAGGAAUUUCAAUGUUGCCAAUGAGCCCUACAAGAGAUCUCUGGAAACAUACCAAACAUCCGUGAUGAAUAUCAAGCGGAAGCUCAGUGAAAGAUGCAUUUCCGAGGAGAAUGCUCAUGCAACGGGUGCCACACCCAAAUACCCCGGUCGUAGUCCGCGGAUUCAGAAGCAAAUCAGCGCCUAUGAGAGGGAAUCACGCAAGAUGAGUAUGCGAGAGCCCCAACCGCUGGCACCGCCACUUGCACAGCGUGAAAGUCAGUCACAACAUUGCAUUUCAGCGGAUAACUUAACCCGUUCGGUUGUUGGGGAAGUUGUGCCCGAGAAGGAGAUUGCGGCAAAGACAAAGUCAUGUGCAAAUCUUAAGAUUUUCUCCUCCAACACUCCAGGGGCGCUUGUGGUGAAGGAGAAAUUUAUUGCACCACCCAAGAGGGUGGCAAAUAGCUUCCAUGGGAAGACGCAGUUUUCCCAAAAUAGUGAUCUCUUCCGCAGAACUAUCAGCCAGGGUGUCGUUGCGAGUGGUGAUGCACCCACAAAUCGCUUUACCACGACUAUCGUGCCUGAGGCAUCGUGCUAUGAACCAGCAAGAUCAACCAAAGAGGAUUAAAAGCUUCAAAGACACAAAAAAAAACAAAAUAUAUUUCAAUGUUGACAAAUUCAAUAAAAUGCUGUUAGUUCAAGAUA
Lutzomyia longipalpis is the source of this 6496-nucleotide messenger RNA. RefSeq names its product inositol hexakisphosphate and diphosphoinositol-pentakisphosphate kinase. Bases 621 to 6419 code for a protein of 1932 amino acids. Gene Ontology annotation, cellular component: cytosol. Gene Ontology annotation, biological process: inositol metabolic process; inositol phosphate biosynthetic process. The record is from RefSeq and is a predicted model, not a curated record. The transcript is spliced from 18 exons. Lineage: Eukaryota; Metazoa; Arthropoda; Insecta; Diptera; Psychodidae. Gene Ontology annotation, molecular function: inositol hexakisphosphate kinase activity; diphosphoinositol pentakisphosphate kinase activity; 5-diphosphoinositol pentakisphosphate 1-kinase activity.